CUUAAAUAGUGCUAGUAGCUGUAUAUCGCACCAAUGUAUUUUUGGUAAUUUCAUUACGCGUUCGAAAUGGUGCCUUGGAUGGGCAAAAUAUUUAUACUAGCAGUCCUAAUAGGGCUGGCUUGGGCCGAAGAGGAAGAGAAAAUGGACGUACACUUCGAAGGCAUGGACAUCAUUGACGGAUCGGAGAACUACUUCCACUACAACUACAGCCUUGACAAGAAAUCCGAAACGGCCUUCUCGGUGUCCGGGUUCAUUUCGCAGCUGGUCCAGCUGGACAACGGCUACGGCCUGCGUAUGAAGCUGAGCCGUGCCAACCUGGACGCUCCGGAACCGGCCCAGUACGAGGAAAUGCUCGGCGUGGAGAAACCAGUGUGCGAGUACAUGACUUCGAUCUACAAGAUGUACUUCUACGAUUCGCUCAAGGACAUCAGUAACUUCCCGCACUACGACACCUGCCCGCUGGAGCCGGCCGAUUACUGGUUCAAGGAGUACACGUUCGAUGCGGCGGAGUACCAGGCCUUCAUGAAGGAUGGCCAGUACAAGAUGGAAAUGUAUUUGAUCAAGGGAGACGAGCCGAUUGCUGGAGGGGUUUCCAGGAUGCGAGUGGAGCCGGCCUCGGGCAAUGAAUAAGGAAUUAAUUUCGAUAACAUAUUACACACUUAUUGUAGACAUUUCGUUAACAUAAUAUAUAUGAAUAAAGAGGUUUUAUU
Messenger RNA from Armigeres subalbatus, 710 nucleotides. RefSeq lists its product as uncharacterized. Lineage: Eukaryota; Metazoa; Arthropoda; Insecta; Diptera; Culicidae. Bases 67 to 630 code for a protein of 187 amino acids. The transcript is spliced from 2 exons. The record is from RefSeq and is a predicted model, not a curated record.